Molecule: messenger RNA, 3114 nt
Organism: Varroa destructor (honeybee mite)
Lineage: Eukaryota; Metazoa; Arthropoda; Arachnida; Mesostigmata; Varroidae
Gene: ATP6AP2
Product: ATPase H(+)-transporting accessory protein 2
Biological process (GO): positive regulation of Wnt signaling pathway
Cellular component (GO): membrane; external side of plasma membrane
Molecular function (GO): signaling receptor activity
Source: RefSeq, a predicted model, not a curated record
UUACAAAUCUGUCGCGCCUCUCCACCGUCGCGAGUGGUUUCGAAAUGGACCGAGUCAACGGCACCAUCUCUGUCGGGUGCUCUGCUAAUCAUCUGACUUCGACUGCCUCUGCAUAGUGUCAGUUGACAUGGGACCCAAGCUGGAGUAGCUUGGUCACUGGCUUCUUUUCAUGUACGGAGUGUGAACGCUUACCUUCAGUGAAACUAUACACAUCUGUGGUUCAAAUUGUAUGUAACAGAAGUGUGCGCACUUGCUUGAUCUAUCAAGCAACAAUGUUUAGCACGCUCGCAAUAGCAGCACUGCUGCUACCAUUAGCCGCUGCCGUUGGAAGUAUCCGAUUUCCCGUUGUUCAGGAUGAUAUCCGCUUCAAUUCGGCUGUAGACUCGAUCAAAUCAUCGCAGGUGGCUGAUCUCCUUUCGGCACUAAACGGCUACGAUGUUCAGCAACGUCCAGGGGGCAGUGUAUGGAAGGGUUUGCGCAGUUACAAUCCCCUUCGGCACCCAACGCUAUUUCUGGUGGCGGAUUUCGAGCUCGGGUCGUCAAUGAUUGAGCUCAUCAUGAAUUCAAACUUACGCUUCAAGCUCGACAAUGAUAAUCAACUCGAUGCUGAAUUUUCGAUUUUCAAGAGUCGAAGUAUUCACCGUUGGCCGGAAGCCGAAGGCCGUAUGCAAGCUGUAGACACAGGAGUCAAUGAUUCGGAGGAUGCCCAGAUUGAACGGCUGCGCGAGGCGAUUAGUCUUCUGCGUGACGAGCGAUUUGAAGCAUCGAAACAGGCUGAUCGCGCAUUCCUUCUAGAAUACUACACGCUGAAAGGUGUUGUGUCCGAUGCCGCCAAAGCUCCUGUUGACGAUACUCCGUCGACAGUUUACUGGCUGAAGCUGAACUCUUUGCAUGCUUUAGCAGAUGAGUACGGCCAGGAUCACAAAAAAACGCAGCGUGCUGUUCAGCUUUUCAGCCAGUUGAUCGGCACCACCACCGGCGUACUCGAGUCUCACCCACGUUCGUUGUUCAUGGUUAUCCAGGAGGAGUCGAUGCAACCUUCAUCGAGCGCGAAUGUAUCGGGUGCUCCUAAACGUGUCCGUCGAGACCUCAAUGUUCAGGAGCCGACGGCGCCCACAGAAACAAGGUGGAAUUUAGCUCAUCAGUAUGAUGGAGACUACCCAGUCGUAUUUGCAACAACGGCAUUUACCCUUUUCGUUAUCGUAUUAGGCGUGUACGCCACCUCGAUCGGCCUCUGGUUCAUGGACCCUGGACGUGACUCAAUCAUCUACCGAAUGACAUCGCAGCGAAUGAAAAUGGAUUAAAUUUAAGAUAUAUAAGCAAGGUUAUUUUCUGUUGAAUGAGAGCAAUUUUCGCUAACUGCAGUAAGUUCAGGACUAGCUGGCAGUAGCUACGUGGACGACAACCGCAUUAUUGGCGACGUCAAAAAGGUUCUCGACAUAUCGGGCACGACGAAGCAUCUCAUCUGAAAAGUACAGAUCACUCCGUAACCUUACAUAGUCAAAGGAAUACUCCCGACUUUUGAGUUUGUUAGAAAUUUGGCUGACGAGUCAAAAAUUUAAUCGAAUCACGCGUUUCUUGUAGGCACGGCAAGACACCAACCGCCUUUAUAGCAAAAUACAGAAAUUUCAAUGUAGCUAUUUCUGUCACAACCACAAAGAAUAUGGCGUAACAUUUACAUGUAUUUUGUGAAAUAUGGGAUGUUAUAAUUAUCAGACUUACAACAGUAUUUACUAGAUCCCCAGCAAAGCGAUGCGGCGCCCUAUUUAACAAAACUUAGAUUUUUUUAUUAUCAGCUUUGUACCGUUUGUGUACUUUGUUUCUGAGAGUGUGAUAGGGAGUAUUAUGUUGUGGGCCAUGCAUGUUGAAUAUGGGACGAUCGAUUAAAAAACUAGUUUUCUUACAAUUCCUACUUUCAAAUCAUAAUUUUUUUAUAGGUUGGCAUUAUAGGGAGUGCUUACGCGGGUUAAUUUUAUCUGCUCGCAUCUAAGUCAGCAUAUCUUAUAUCAACGUUCAACGUGAGAAUGUUUGAUGGGAAUCAUUGAUAUGGAAUGGGAGUAAAACAAGGGUCACGAGUUGAUAUGGAAUGGGAGUAAAACAAGGGUCACGAGACAAGGAGGCGAUGGGAAUGGGAGUAAAACAAGGGUCACGAGACAAGGAGGCGAUGGGCAAAUACGGAGACCUCUGCUAUAAUGCCGUGUGAACUGACGACAGGCAGCGAGCGCUACAAGCACUUAUCAUACGACUAGUGCUACUUCUCGUUAUGGACAGUGCAUGUUGCUAAGAUUUACUAUUUGGGCAUAGAGGAAAGCGACCAUAAGUAUUUCAAUGAAGAUCGCUAAUAAAUAUGAGGCGCAGAAAUAUUACGUGGAGAGGACGCCGUUAUGUUCUGGUUGAACUAAUAGACGAAGUUAGUAGAAUACAGGUUGAAUUAUUAUCAUUUUUAUUCAUAUAAUGUUAAUGUUAUUACUUGAGGCAACGUUGAUAAACAAAAGAUCUUAAAAGUAUCUGAGAAGUAAAACAUUCACAUGAUGGUACUCUGUCUUCACAAAUGGUGUAAAUGUUUUACUGAUAAUGAUGAAGGUGAAAGGGAACAUUGAACUGACGAUGAUGCUAAGCGCAGUCUGUGAAUAUGAAAUGAGGAAACAACGAGGACAAACAAAGGGAAAAAGAUAACUGCCAACAAAUAAUAAAUGAGGUGAGGAAAGUUGAGUGAAUAACACUACGUGUUUUUCUUACAAAAUAAAACAGUGCCAUUAUAGUUAUUAAUGAUGUAGGCAAAUAAAGGCAAAUAAUAAACAUUUUGACCUUCUCUGCAUUAGGCCAAUGUUGUUGACUUAAUUUCUAUUUACUUUCCAUCCACGCUAAUCUUAUGCGUUACUACAAUUUAUGUGCAAAUCUAACAUGGACACUGUAAAAAAUCCAAAAUCAAACAUUUCACAUAUCGAAUCUUAGCAAUCCCCCUAUUCAUUGUAGUGUAAUCAUAUUGGCUUACUUUUAUCAAGUCAAAAAUCCUCUAAAAAAGGAAAGUCAUAUUUACAACUACAGCCGUCCUUCGAAAUGUUAGUUGAAUUGCUCCUACCUAAUAUUAACUACAUAAGAGAAUAAAAACAA